CUGGUUGCUGAGCCAGACAAGCUGUUUGGCAUUGGCUGAUUCUCUCAGCUAGCUUGCAACAACAGCCUGGGCACACAGUCUUUACAAUUCCAGUUAAAAGGUACUCUGACAGUGACUAGCUAUGAGCUUGUCUCAUCCCAACAGCGGAGCCAGGAGCCCCUUCAGAGCCUCAGAGGAGCAUGAACUGCAGGCAGUGGGGAAAAAAGCUUGGGACAAUCCUGUUUACAACAGCUCUCCCUCUACCUCCUUGAAGAUUCAAGCCAUCUACAACCCCAAGUCUAACCUGGAGAGUCCCUAUAAGAACUGUGAAGGAGUGGAGAAUCCACUGCCCUAUCAGGAAGAGCAGAGGAAAGCUGUGGAUGGGAAGACAAGUCUUUUCCUCAAGUUCUGCUUAUAUAUCCUCAGAGGCAUCCGAGGUCUGUGGGGCACUACAUUGACUGAGAAUACAGCUGAAAACAGAGAGCUUUAUGUGAAGACCACAUUGAGAGAGCUGCUAGUCUAUAUUGUGUUCCUGGUGGAUGUCUGUCUAUUGACAUAUGGAAUGACAAGUUCCAAUGCCUAUUACUACACCAAAGUGAUGUCUGAGCUCUUCCUGCAAACCUCUUCAGGUGGCCAUGUCUCCUUCCAGUCCAUCAGCAGCAUGGCUGACUUCUGGCUCUAUGCACAAGGGCCCCUUCUGGAUAAUCUUUACUGGACAAAGUGGUACAACAACAAGUCUCUAGCAGCGCACAGCACUCAGUCAUACAUCUAUUAUGAGAACCUGCUACUGGGUGUCCCACGCGUGAGACAACUGAAGGUGAAAAACAAUUCCUGUGUGGUCCAUGCUGACUUCAAGGAUGAAAUCUCAGGCUGCUAUGAUGUAUAUUCAGAAGACAAGGAGGAAAGGGUCUCCUUUGGGCACAUUAAUGGAACUGCGUGGAGGUACCAUUCUGAGGACGAGCUGAGUGGCUCAUCUCACUGGGGAAGACUAACCAGUUACAGUGGAGGAGGAUACUACAUAGAUCUCAAGUUGACCAGAGAAGAGAGUGCUGAAGCCCUGCAAGUCUUGAAGGAGAGAUUGUGGCUGGAUCGGGGCACAAGAGUUGUUUUCAUUGAUUUCUCUGUAUAUAAUGCAAAUAUCAACCUGUUCUGUGUUUUGAGGUUAGUGGUUGAGUUUCCAGCUACUGGUGGUGCCAUUCCCUCCUGGCAAAUUCGGACAGUCAAGCUUAUACGAUAUGUCAGUGCAUGGGAUUUCUUCAUUGUUGCCUGUGAAGUUGUCUUCUGUCUCUUCAUCUUCUACUAUGUGGUGGAGGAGAUUUUGGAGUUGCGUAUUCACAAGUUUCAGUACUUCACCAGCAUCUGGAACAUCCUGGAUGUGGUUGUCAUUCUGCUCUCCGUUGUCGCUAUUGGAUUUCACAUCUUUCGCACCAUUGAGGUGAACAGACUGUUGGGAGAGUUGUUGAAACACCCCAACACCUAUGCGGACUUCGAAUUCCUGGCAUUCUGGCAGACACAGUACAACAAUAUGAAUGCAGUCAACUUAUUCUUUGCCUGGAUCAAGAUAUUCAAGUAUAUUAGCUUUAACAAAACAAUGACCCAGCUCUCCUCCACACUGGCACGUUGUGCCAAGGACAUCCUGGGCUUUGCCAUUAUGUUCUUCAUUGUUUUCUUUGCCUAUGCCCAGCUGGGUUACCUUCUUUUUGGGACACAAGUGGAAAACUUCAGUACCUUUUUAAAAUGCAUAUUCACCCAGUUUCGGAUCAUUCUUGGUGAUUUUGACUACAACUCCAUUGACAAUGCCAACAGGAUUCUUGGUCCUGUUUACUUUGUCACCUACGUGUUCUUUGUUUUCUUUGUGCUUCUGAACAUGUUUCUGGCCAUCAUUAAUGACACCUACUCAGAAGUGAAGGAGGAGCUUUCAAGCAAGAAGGAUGAGCUGCAGCUCUCAGAUAUCUUGAAACAGAGCUACAACCAAACACUCAUGAAGCUGAAGCUGAAGAAGGAGCAGAUUUCUGAUGUGCAGAAAGCACUGCAGAAUGGAAUGAAGGAACUAGAGUUUGAAGACUUCAAGAAUAGCUUGAAGGAAAUGGGCCAUGCAGACCAUGAGAUCACAGCAGCCUUCUCUAGAUUUGACAAAGAUGGUAACCACAUCCUUGAUGAAGAGGAGCAACAGCAGAUGAAGCAUGACCUAGAGGCAAAAAGGGUUGCUCUGAAUACAGAGAUUGAAAAUCUGGGGAAAUGUUAUGGUGACAACCACCUGGAUGAAAAUCUGACCUACAUGGAAGCAAGGAGUAACCACACCGAUAAGCACAGCUGGGUCCCCAAAGAAGAGUUCCAAGCGCUCCCGCAACGCGUCCUGCAGCUGGAACAGUCCAUAAACAGCAUUGGCUCCAAGAUUGAUGCAGUGGUCAGCAAGCUAGACAUGCUGGAAAGAAGCAAGCUGAAGAGGAAGAACCUGUUGGACAAACCAGUGGAUAAUGGUAGCACGGAGGAAGAGCUCAGUCAGGAAGAGCUGCUCCCCCAGAGCCUAGACCAGCUGGGGAAAGAAGAAGCAGAAGGCUGGGGGAUUGAACUUGUACCAGGAAACAACCUCAGUGGCAAAUCGUCCCAAAAUGGGGUCUAUCCCAUCUUGCCCAGGAUAAGUGUGCUGGGGUCUCAGGUGCCCAAGAACAUCCAGCCACAGUCUGAUGUGCGGUUCUAGCAAAUAGCCUAAUGUUCCCUGCCUGGCUCCAACAGUACCAAGUCACUGUCAGUUGUUUCCCCACUAUUAGAAUAACCCAGACAGUAGGACACCGCUGUUGCCAGGAACUGGUGAUGUGAAAAAUCAGGGACAUUUUUUUCCAGCAUAAUGAUGUAUAAUGUCACAGAGCUAGAACUUCUGCUCCUGGUAUCUCCAGAGUAGGUAGAGAUUUGGAACCAGAUGACACAUUAGGUUUCUGACUCUGAACAGGCUGGCACAAAGUCUUUUAUCUAUCUUUUCUCAAAAAAUAGAGACUCUAGAACAUAGUGAACACUUGUGUCCAGAGUAGCACCUUGCAACUUGUUCCCAACACACACAAUUGUCUGCAGGACAAAGAUGUGGUUAUCUUGUAAACAAAGCAGAAUAUAAAUAUUAGGGUGAAAUUCAAAGGAGAAAUUUAACUGUUUGUGUCUACCUGGUUACCACCAAUUUUGCUUUGUAGUUUAUUUCAAAAAAUGCUUUGGUAACCCUCUCUAUACCUUAGAUUCAGAUGCUGAGAAAAGAGGAUACUAACAGCCAGCACUGGAUAACUGAGAGGGUGACUCUCAGUGUAAUUGGAAGAUCUGAAAUAUCAUAAAUGUAGAAGCAGUUAUGACAGGCAGAGUCCUCGGUCUGAGUGUUAGAGAGCAGAUUCCUUUUUCUAUGGUUUCUAACACAGCUGUAGACACUAAGAAAUCUUUGUUCUGUUUUCACGCUCCUUAAAUUGCAUUUCAAGGUACUUCAUAAAACUAGCACUAUAUUUCUGGAGUUGUGAUACUUCUCUUUUUUGUCAAGGAAACAAACUGAUUUGCUGUUGUGGGUGCUGAUACUGUUUCAGUUGAAGAAUAUUGUGAAAAUUAGGUGAAUGUCAGUUUUUCAUUCACAUUUAAAAUCCUUAUUUUCCAGACAUUUUUCACUUUGCUGAGAUUUCUCUUCCCUUUGUGCCGACUAUUACUGGUAUUACAGGACCACUGCAAGUGUAUUUCAAAUAUCUCAAUCACUGGUAUUCCACAAGCUAACCACAAAUAGGCUCUGUAAGCUUAAAGCCAAUAGAAAUGUGAGUUGUACUGGACCACUGGUAACAAUUCUCAUUAUCACUAUGAUGUUUAGAGUGCUAUGCUGUGCAGUGACAAGUUUAGUGGGGACCUUGUGCAGUGGUGUUUUCUAUUGACAUCUUUUUAAGAUGGAUGUGUCACUUUGUUCUGGGGAAAGCCUCCCUGAGAAUGUCUGAAGGACCUCAAGAUCACCUCUGUUCCCAAAUGGCCCGGGCUCCAUUGCUGUCACAGCUACAAGGUACCAUUGAUCCUGAAAUUGAGACCUCCCAAGAAAAUGAAGGUGAAAGUUAUUAUCUGUAAGGUCUGGUUUUAUAAAGCAUCAGAUUUCUAACAGGGAGGGUGUUGCUUGGUUCCUACGCUCAACAGAAAAGCUGGCAUAAGACCUUCCUCUUUCUGUUGCCCAGUAUUUUUGUUCCUCUCCUGAGCUGUGACAAAAAUCCACACGACCAACAUCAAGGACAGCUCUCCCCCUGAGGCAGGAAUUCUGCAGCCACCACAGUGCAAGAGCCUUGCUGUCACUGCACCAGGAACCAGUCUUCACCAUCCUGCUCCUUUCUGCACAGAAGCGUCAGGGAAAUCAAGUGAGACAAGAGGACAAUGAUGUGGCAGCUGGGCUCAGAUCCAUGGGACAGUGACUGUCAGUCUCAGGCAACCAGAUCACAGGCACUGUGGUCUCCUCUUUAGGGAAGCAGGAGAAGCAAAAUCGUUGUUAGCGCUGCAGUGUUUGUUCAUACUCAGAACUUGGGAAGACAGCUUUCUGCUGCCAAAGGGAGAGCACAGAAGUCUCAACAGGGCCAUUGAAGCUGGGAGUGAUGUCUGCCUCUCACUCUGUUUGUCAGUGUCAACCACGGAAGCUGCAAGCCCAGCUUGUCAGGGCUCCUCACUUCCCACUGAUAUGAACAGUCUGACAACUUCCUUCUUUGGGCCAUGAGGGAAAGGCAAGCAGCAGGAGCAGUCAGCCUGCCCUGUUGAGCAGCUCUGAAUCGGCUCCAGUGGGGUCGGGCAAGUAGGCUGCAUUGGUUUCCUGGGUCUGUCCACAGCCCAGUCAGUGAUCGCCUUUCCCCCUUUCUGGAAGAAAGACUACUCUCUUCACCCCAUGCUGUGAUUUUGGUGGUGCCAGUGCUGCUCAGUGUAAAACCAGCUCUGUCACUGGUAUAUGGCUGUACAUGCAUUAAUGUCUUCUCUCUUACUUGGUACCUGUCCUUGCAACUGUAUCUUGUCUGUUUCUUGUCAAUAUGCUGUCAUGUAUAUGACGUGUCCUAGAGUAAGGCAAGGAAAUUAUUUAUCCCCAGCAAUCUCUUGUCUGUAAUUGUCAAUUGUAUCUUCAAGCUGAUUGAGAAAUAACAUAAAGACAUUGAAAGGUAAGUUCAUACAGCUGCUUUUUUCAGAUGUGCAUUGUCAGGCCUUUCAUUAGGAUCUUGUAUUACUUAUAUGAUAGACGUUUGAUGGGGAAACUAUUUUUUACUCAAUAGUGGGUGUAUGUAUUUUGUUCAAAUUUGCAGAGGGUAGGUGUGAUGGGUUGGCAGGACAGCCUUUCUGAUAAGGGGAAAGGGGCUGUAAAGAUGGCUUCUGUAAGAAGUUGGUCAAACUCUCCCCAGCUCUGAGCCAGACCCACUGCUGGGGCUGAGCCAAUUAGAUGCCUCCAAGAUCACUUUUUAAGAAGAAACUGGAAGAGGAGGUUUCUCCUUGUUUCUUCCUUCUCCUGUCCCUUCUUCUUCUCUGGCUGGUGGUGGUGCAAGGAGUAGGAAGAGUGAAAGAAACAACCAUGCAGACUCCAAGGUCAGUGAUGAAAGAGAGGAGGAGGUGUGCUGGAGCAGAGACUCCCCUGCAUUCUAUGAAGAAGGUUGUGUCCCAAGGGAGGGACCCUGUAUCUGCAGAAACUGCAACUCUGGCAAAGAACCCACACCAGAGAUAUUCACUAAGGACUGUGUCCCAUGUGAGAGACCCUGUAUCAACAGAAGCUGCAGCUGCUGGGAAGAGCCCACACCAGAGAAGUUCAUUAAGGGCUGUGUCCUGGGAGAGGGAUCCUGUAUUGGAGCAGGGAAAGAAUGCAAGAAUUCAUCCUCAUCUGAGAAGAGAGAAGCAGCAGAGCUCAUCUGUGAGAGACUGACCACAUCCCCCAUUCCCUGCCCCCCUGAGCCGUUGAGAGGGGAGGAUGUAGAGAUAUCGGGAGCAGUGAGCUGGGCCCGGGAAGAAAGGAGGGAUGGGGGAGGGAGAUCUUAAAGUGCUGGUUGUAAUU
Messenger RNA from Colius striatus (speckled mousebird), 5992 nucleotides. RefSeq names its product polycystin 2 like 1, transient receptor potential cation channel (gene PKD2L1). The record is from RefSeq and is a predicted model, not a curated record. Gene Ontology annotation, biological process: detection of mechanical stimulus; potassium ion transmembrane transport. Gene Ontology annotation, molecular function: sodium channel activity; calcium channel activity; calcium-activated potassium channel activity. Gene Ontology annotation, cellular component: membrane. The transcript has 15 exons. Lineage: Eukaryota; Metazoa; Chordata; Aves; Coliiformes; Coliidae. The coding region runs from base 122 to 2680 and encodes 852 amino acids.